Ordospora pajunii is the source of this 1011-nucleotide messenger RNA. Its product is annotated as putative DnaJ domain-containing protein. Gene Ontology annotation, biological process: protein refolding. Gene Ontology annotation, cellular component: cytoplasm. NCBI's taxonomy places the organism in Eukaryota, Fungi, Microsporidia, Ordosporidae. The record is from RefSeq and is a predicted model, not a curated record. The transcript has a single exon. The coding region runs from base 1 to 1011 and encodes 336 amino acids.
AUGAGUUUAUAUGAUGUUCUAAGGAUUCCAAGGAACGGGUCUAAGGAGGAUGUGGAGCAUGCAUAUCGUCUCCUGGCAAGACAGUAUUACCGGCAUCAAGAUAUAAUGGACCAGGACAACUUUGCUGAGAUAAACAAAGCAUAUGCCAUCCUGAAGGAUGAUCACAAGAGGAGUUUCUAUAACAUGUUUGGAGAGCUGUCUAUUCAACUUCUGCUUCACAACAAGGAUUCAUACAUAAUCACAAGAAUAUUUGAUAGAUUCAAUAUUUUAUUGUAUCUUUUUGCAUUUGUAACAAAUCUUGUGGCGUUAUUUGCACUGCCAUUUCUAGUUGCACAUAAUACGAGUGUGAGUGCUUUUAUGAGCGUUCCGUUUGGAGUAGGAAUGGCAGCAAGCAUAGUUCCUGCAAUAAGAUCGAUUUCAUCGCUGCAUGGAGUAUGUGGAUUCGUCAAUGAACUUAAAAUCAUGACGUAUGCAUCAACGGAGGUUGUAAUUAUGAUUGUGCAUGCUUUCAAUUGCAUGCUGUAUAUAGAAGGUGUUGUGAAGAAGGGUUUGAUUAUCCCUGUAUGCAUUUUUAUUGGGAUGGAAGGAUUGUCUGUACUCAAUUCGAUAUGCUAUUGGAAACUAUGGGGGCAGACCGAUGGCUUUAGGAAGAAGGAAAUGUUGGUCCAAAAGACUUGGAAAUUGAUAUUAUUUGCUGGGCUUAUUUCACAGGCUGUUCCAUCGUUUACGAAACCCCUUUUGCUGUUGGGACACAUCGUAUGGAGCCUCUGCAGCAUAAGGUAUCCGGUGUUUAUAAAUGCAUGUGUGCUGCUUCUGCCUAUGCUCUAUCUAAGCACGUUUUCAUUGAUAUUGGCAGGCUUUCGAAGUAUUGCAAUAUACAUACCACUGGGAAUAUGCAUGGCACUGAUUGUUGCAUCUAUAGGAUUUGCAACGGCCACCAUUGUAAGUGUAAUUCCAAAGAGCAAAUAUACUAGUAAGAUAUUUGGAUUUCUUUCAUACUAUGAAGUCUGA